Messenger RNA from Trichoderma reesei QM6a, 2682 nucleotides. Its product is annotated as vacuolar sorting protein. Bases 1 to 2682 code for a protein of 893 amino acids. NCBI's taxonomy places the organism in Eukaryota, Fungi, Ascomycota, Sordariomycetes, Hypocreales, Hypocreaceae. The transcript is spliced from 4 exons. Gene Ontology annotation, cellular component: retromer, cargo-selective complex; late endosome; retromer complex. Gene Ontology annotation, biological process: retrograde transport, endosome to Golgi; intracellular protein transport. The record is from RefSeq and is a predicted model, not a curated record.
AUGGCCACGCCGGCCCCCCUGGAGGAUCAGGCCCGACUGCUGGAGGAUGCCCUGGUGGCAGUGCGCCAGCAGACGUCGCUGAUGCGGAAAUGCCUCGACACGCCCGGGAAGCUCAUGGACGCCCUCAAGUGCUGCUCGACGCUCGUCUCUGAGCUCCGCACCAGCAGCCUCGGCCCCAAGCAGUACUACGAGCUCUACAUGGCCAUCUUCGACGCCCUGCGCUUCCUGGCGGUCCAUCUUCGAGAAAACCACCCUGUUAAUCACCUGGCCGAUCUCUACGAACUGGUCCAAUACGCCGGAAACAUCAUCCCCAGGCUCUAUCUCAUGGUCACUGUGGGAACCGCCUACAUGUCCAUACCCGAUGCGCCGGUCAAGGAGCUGAUGAAGGACAUGAUGGACAUGAGCCGCGGCGUCCAGCACCCUAUCAGGGGCUUGUUUCUGCGAUACUACAUGUCCGGUCAAGCUAGAGACUACCUUCCUACCGGCAGCGGCGACGGGCCCGAGGGCAACCUCAACGACUCCAUCAGCUUCAUCCUGACCAAUUUUGUCGAGAUGAACAAGCUGUGGGUUCGUCUGCAGCAUCAGGGACACUCGCGAGAGAGGGAGCAGAGGAUCCGUGAGAGGAAAGAGCUCCAGCUUCUCGUAGGGAGCAACAUUGUGCGCCUGAGCCAGCUGGUUGACCUCGAGACGUACAAGUCGGCCAUCCUCGGGCCUCUGCUGGAACAAGUCGUGCAGUGCCGAGACGUCCUGGCCCAGGAGUAUUUGCUCGAGGUCAUCACCCAGGUCUUCCCCGACGAAUUCCACCUGCACACGCUGGACCAGUUCCUGGGUGCCGUAUCGAGGCUCAACCCCCACGUCAACGUCAAGGCCAUUGUUAGCGGCCUCAUGGACCGUCUUUCCGAGUAUGCCGAACGCGAAGGCGGGAGGGAGAAGGGGCCAGAUCAGGAAAAGGCAGAAGCGGAAGCGCUGGCCAAAUUGCUCGAGAAGGUGAAGCUUCAGAAGGAGGAGCCAGAAGUGGCUCAACCAGCGGCCUCGGAACAGACUCCUGCAGAGGAUGCCAAUGACAACAACAAGACCAGCACUGAGACUGAACAAUCGCCAGUAGAGGGCGAGGCGUCGGCGCCUUCUGCAGAGGGAGAAACAGAUGGAGCCGCUGCGGCGGAUGCGACAGCGCCUUCAGCCGCCGAAACCGAGACAACGGCUGUCAACGGGCAAGAAGGGCUUGACGCUAAAGACGUACCGCUGUAUGAAGUCUUCUUCACACAAGUCAAAAAUCUUGUCGAAGCUCAGCACCUCCCUAUCCAAGACACCAUUGCGCUCUUGGUAUCGCUCUGUAACCUGGCGCUCAACAACUACCCUGACCGACUGGACUACGUCGAUCAGAUUUUGGCCUAUGCCACCACCAAGACAAAGGAGAACAUCAACAACGCCGAUCUCCACUCCCCCGCGGCUCAGCAGAGCCUUCUCGCGCUGUUGCAGGCGCCUCUCAACCGCUAUGUAUCCAUCUUUACCGCCCUAUCCCUUCCCACAUACGUCCCUCUGUUCCAGGCUCAGUCAUAUCCAACCCGUCGGGCGGUUGCGGGCGGCAUCAUCCGCGGCCUCCUGAAGGAUCAAAUCAAGAUUUCCAAGACAGAUCAGUUGGAGCAUGUCCUAGACGUGCUAUCGGUGCUCAUUAAGGAGGGAACGCAGGCGCCUCAAGGAUACCCCGGAGCUACUCAGCGACGAGCCGUAGAGACGGACGAGACUAUGGAGGAGCAGGGGUGGCUGGCGAGAAUGGUGCAUCUGCUCCAGGCCGAGGACAACGACACCCAGUUCAAGCUGCUGCAGAUGACGCGGAAAGCGUUCUCGGAGGGCAACGACCGCAUCCGAACAACCACGCCACCCCUGAUAACAGCGUCUCUCAAGCUGGCGCGGCAAUUCAAGCUGCGAGAGCAUUUCGACGACAACUGGGAGACGCAGAUCAACGCCCUGUACAAGUUCAUCCACUCUGCCAUCAGCACGCUGUACACCCGCGUGAACGGCGCGGGCGUGGCUGAGCUGGCCCUGCGUCUGUUCUGCUGGGCAGGACAGACGGCCGACCUGACCGGGUUCGAGGAGGUGGCAUAUGAGUUUUACGCACAGGCCUUUACCGCCUACGAGGAGUCCAUCUCAGACUCCAAGGCCCAGUUCCAGGCCGUUUGCGUCAUUGCCACCUCGCUGCACCAGACUCGCAACUUUGGCAAGGAGAAUUACGACACGCUCAUCACCAAGUGCGCGCAGCAUGGCAGCAAGCUUUUGCGGAAACCAGACCAGUGCCGAGCGGUCUAUCUGGCGAGUCACUUGUGGUGGGCGACGCCGAACGCUGUCAAUGGGGAGACGGAAGAGACCGAGCUCUAUCGUGACGGCAAGCGGGUGCUUGAAUGCCUGCAGCGUGCCCUACGUGUGGCCGAUUCAUGCAUGGAGUCGGCCACUUCGAUAGAGCUGUUUGUCGAGAUUCUUGACCGCUACGUCUACUACUAUGACCAACAGAACGAAUCGGUGACUACGAAAUACUUGAACGGCCUGAUUGAGCUGAUUCACUCAAACGUGGCGGGCAACCAGCCAGACUCGGCCUCGGUCGAGGCCAGCAAGAAGCACUUCUAUCAGACGCUGGAGAACAUCAAGUCCAGACAGUAUGAGGGAGUUGUGCUGUAUCCAAGCUAG